AUGAGUUUGGGAAUCGAUGGUGUUACCGUUUUAACCGAUCUUCACUGGCUUAUCAGGGAGUCUGAAAUAAGGUGUUUGGUGGACGCGGAACAAUGGGCUAGCGAAAUGCUAUUUUAUGUUAGUGAGAAUUGGCAUAGUUCCUAUGCAAAGCAUAAGUCGUCACAGCCCGAAAUACGAGAGAUGGAUUACGUUACGACCGAGCCACAUUUGGCUAAAGUUGCUGCUUUUGGUAGAGCUUUAAUCAAAAAACGUGAGUUUUAUCGAGCUACUUAUUUCUUGAAACAAAUAAAAGAUGAGUCAUCAUAUGAUCGUUUCAUGUAUUAUUGGGCAAGAUUUUUGGCGUAUGAAUAUAACCGACUUGAAACUGAGGCAGACUCAAUUGGUCGAAUGGAGUAUGACGAUUCUGAAUUUAAGGAACUUCACAAUGAACUCUGUUUGCUUGGUAGUGAUCAUCCUGAAUAUUUCGAUACAUUUCUUCUGUAUAUACUUGCAAAGGUGCGUUGCAGUUUGAAAUUGAAAGAGAGAGCAAAGGAAGCAUUCCUCGAGUCCAUAUCAUUGAAUCGAGCUAUGUGGCCAUCAUGGGAGGAAUUGAUUAUGCUUGUAGAUUCUGCGGACGAGGCUGAAAUAGAAGCGUAUUCUGCGGAUGGGCACUGGAUGUAUCAGUUUUUCAGAGCUGCAGUGCUUUCUCGAUUCCAGUUGCACAAGAAUGCCUUGGAACAAUAUGAGAAGUUGAGCAAAUGUGGUUUUCCAAACAUGCCUUACAUUAUGAACCAAGUUGCUGCUUCGUUAAAUAAUAUGCAAGAACAUGAUAUGGCAUUGGAAUUUUUCAAAAAAGUGCGCAAGAUCGAUCCAUAUCGCGUGGAACAGAUGCAUUUGUUUUCUGAUUCUUUAUAUGUCCGAGGUUCUCGUUCAGAUUUGGCCGAUCUUGCUCAUACUUUCUUCAAGACGCACAAAUUCUGCUGGGAAACAUGUUGUAUAGUAGGCCAGUUUUCUAUUACUGUAAAACCACCGAGGCGUUCACUCAAACUCAAUCCUAAUAGUGCAGCAGCGUGGACACUAAUUGGACAUGAGUUCAUGGAGCAAAAAAAUAAUCCAGCUGCAUGCCUUGCAUAUCGGAAAGCAAUUGAAGCUGAUUCGCAUGAUUAUCGUGGCUGGUAUGGUUUGGGUCAGCUUUAUGACAUACUGAAAAUGCCUUCAUAUUCGCUUUAUUAUUACCAACAAGCACACAAAUGCAAACCAGAUGACUCGCGUAUGUUAGUUGCAUUGGGCGAAGUUUAUGUUCGACUUAGUCAAAUCGCCGAUGCUCAAAAAUGUUUUCUGAAAGCAUAUAAGGUUGGAGAUGUCGAAGGAACUGCGCUUAUGCUGCUUGGAAAACUUUAUGCAAAAUGGAAUGACAAUGAUCAGGCUGCAUUAAUCUAUGAAAAAUAUUUGAACGUUUAUGGCGAAGAAUUCAUGGACGACUUGAAUAAUGUUGCGACAUGUUGUUCUUUUCUUGCCAAAUAUUAUCUAAAGAAGGGCGAUUUGGAUACAGCUACCCCGUUUGCGCAACGUUGCCUGGAAUAUGACACCACAAAGGAAGAAGGAAGAAAUACAUUGCGCCAAAUAAGUCAGUUGCAUCAUCGGCACAGUGUGUUGCCUGAAACGCUUGUAGCUGCAUCAGAUGCAACACCAAUCGCAGCCAUGCAUGCUGGAAAUAUCGAAUGCCAAGGAAUUCAUGUUUUGCCCCCAGAAAAUUCAACUCCUCUUCAUGGUUUCCACACACCAGCAAUCGAAGAAGGUGAAGCUGAAAUGGUUAUCUCAUCUGAUGCCUCUGAUGUUUCCGACGAAUCAUCUUUGAAUGCUUCAUACUAA
Molecule: messenger RNA, 1851 nt
Organism: Acanthocheilonema viteae
Lineage: Eukaryota; Metazoa; Nematoda; Chromadorea; Rhabditida; Onchocercidae
Source: the annotation of a GenBank genome assembly